This is a messenger RNA of Oncorhynchus nerka (sockeye salmon), 2123 nucleotides long. It is a transcript of the gene plekhj1, whose product is annotated as pleckstrin homology domain containing, family J member 1. NCBI's taxonomy places the organism in Eukaryota, Metazoa, Chordata, Actinopteri, Salmoniformes, Salmonidae. Gene Ontology annotation, biological process: retrograde transport, endosome to Golgi; receptor recycling; endosome organization. The coding region runs from base 376 to 843 and encodes 155 amino acids. Gene Ontology annotation, cellular component: trans-Golgi network; recycling endosome; early endosome. The record is from RefSeq and is a predicted model, not a curated record. The transcript has 6 exons.
UUUUUUUUUCUAGGGACGUAGCUAGGCUAGUAUCGGACACUUCGACCGCAGUGUGUUUAACCAACCACAAAUCAACACAUUUCAUGACGCUUUGUUAGUUAGGCAGCGAGUAGUUGAAAGUAAGUGCACUUCUUCUGACAGCAGCAGCAGGAGGCGGCUUGAGGAACUAGCUGAAACGAGUUUACCCGCAUGAAACUACCGCAGUGAGGCGUGUAACGAUGUAUAUUACCAACACUGACAUUUUGACAGAAUAGCAAGCUAAGCUAGGUUGCCCUCAGCCAUAAGGACAUGGCUCUUUUUAGCUGAGAGUGUUGCUUACCAAAGAUUUGUAUAAUUAACGGUCAACCCUGUGCUGCAUUUGUGAACCGCCUCAGGAUGCGUUUCAAUGAGAAGGAACUCAUUUCGUUGAGUCGCCAACCAUCUGAGCGGGCGGCGGAACUUGGCAUGCGAGGACCGAAGAAAGGAGAUGUUGUGAAGAGGAGGUUGGUGAAGCUGGUGGUUAAUUUCCUGUUCUACUUCCGAACUGAUGAGGAGGAGCCUCAGGGUGCCUUGUUGCUAGAGCAGUGUCGGGUAGAAAGAGAGGACAGCCUUGCCUUCUCUAUCACUUUCCUAGAUGAGGCAGAGAGGAAGUACCUGUUUGAGUGUGACUCCCAGGAGCAGUGUCAGGAGUGGAUUGACUCCAUCAUCAAGGCCAGUUAUGAGUUCAUGAGGAAGAACUUGAUCUUCUAUCGCACAGAGAUCCACCGGCUGACCGGCAAGGACCCUCUGGAGCAGUAUGGUAUUGAAGAUGAGACGCGCUUCCAGGUCACUAGUGGCCUACAGCUCAUGCCUAAAGACAUUUAAGAUGUACUGUAGCCCCCGCCUACCUAUGAUGGACUUCUCAUCACACCAACCACAUCCCUUAGCAUCUCAAUAUUAUAGUGGUAUUUUCUUGCUCAAGAGUCCAACCUAGGUAAAUGGGGAAAGCCUCUUAUAUUUUAGAUUAAUUGUUGGUUGUAAUGAUAUGGCCUCCUAUAUCCACGUACUGUACAACUGUUUCACGGGCUACUGCAGUGAUAUUCAAAGUUUUUACUCAAUUUUAUUCCCGGCAGAAUUUCUGGGGAUUUAAAAAUAUAUAUAUAUUCUACAAAAUUAACUUUAACCCUUCUGUCACCUGCUGUACAUUUAGUCAUUUCACUCAUUGAGUUGGCUGGCUGUGUGAUUCUCAUUUCCUAUAUGUGUAAAUAUGUUUUUUUACUAUGGUUUUCUAGUGUAAGAAGUUGUUUUCUUAGUACAAUGUGAUGACUGUAAAGCUGUCAGCCAUUGAAUGUGCAGAGGUUUUUGACUUCUUGAACCCCCCCAGUGAAUGAGACUGAAAUGAUGUACAGGCUGCACUUUUAUCCAACCCACUUACUUGUUCACUUCAUGUUCUUGUCUGUCAUGUGUUUAGCCAGAUUGGCAAUACCUUUUGAGCUUGACCAAUAUUCCACGACAGUUGAUCUUAUUGGUGUUCGUUAUGAUUACUAAUCUUAUUUGUACUUUAGACCAAUGUUUUUAGUUUUCAUGAUACUUUUGCACAUGUUUGUCUAGAGAAUGGAUUUGACUUGUGUACAGUCUCUCUCUGUAACAAAUACUUGUCAUGACUAGUUUAAGAAUUGCACUCAUCUACCUUCUUACCUGCCUACUUUUAAAGCUAUUUUACAUCAGUUAAUCUGUUUGUCUAACACUUUAAUUCAAAUUGAGGACUACUGUUAUUUAAAUGUGAAACUGACAAUGUCGUCCUCUAAAACUCUUUUAUCCACAAUCAAAGUCUGACUUGGAAUAGAGCAGCAGUGAUCCUACAAUGGUAACAAUGCAUGUUACUUUUCUCCAGACUACAAUUUCCUCAACACUGCAGCACUGUUCUGGGACACUAUCAAUGGAUUUGCAGAAUGUCCUUCCAAUAAUGACAAUGCUUUGAUGUAUGUUGAAUGUUUCUGUUGCGUUACUUUGGCACGUUGAGUGUGUGCCGUGUGGUUAAACCUAAAGCCUGUUUAUGCAUUUACUUCAAGUAAUCCAAUUUAAAUUUCACUGUCAUACUUCAAUACCACCAAGUAUGAGUUCUAUACUUUUUAAAAAAAUAAAGUCGGCUUUUAAAGACCUCA